AUGUCGGUCCGUUCUCGUCGAGAACUCGUCUCGCAACGUAAGCUCUGCUGGAACUGUUUCCGAACCGGGCACUCCGCCAAAAAAUGUUAUUCCAAAUUUACCUGCCGGACCUGUCGAGAUCGGCAUCACACGAUGCUGCAUGAUACCCCGCAAGUUGGCAAGAAUUCAUCCACCACUCCAGCCGUUACCACUCCCCAAGAGGAACCGCAGCCCGGUCCAUCCAAGUUGUCACGUGUGUACUCACAAGAGGCUUCCACGUCGUCGAAAUUCCAAAGAGUUAGCAUGGCGGUUCAAGCCUAUACAAGCACAGUUCUGCUGGAGACAGUCGCACUGAACGUCGUCGAUGAUAACGGAAAGGUGUUUCAAGCCCGAGCGCUUCUAGAUUCGGCUUCAAUGUCGAACUUUAUGUCCAAGAAGUUGGCUAAACUUCUCUCCAAUCGUCAAUCCAAGGUGGAUAUUACCGUGGCUGGUAUCGGCCAUUCCGUGCAGAAGAUGAAGUGCUCCAUCACCACCACCAUUAAGUCCAGAGUUGGUUCGUUCGAUACCAAACUCAAGUUCCUGCUAAUCGACAAUCCUAGUGCCGAUCUACCUACCGUUCCGGUUCAAAUUUCCACUAUGGAGAUCCCAGACGUUCCGAUAGCCGAUCCGCAGUAUUUUGUUCCCAGCGAAGUCGACGUAGUUAUUGGCGGUGAGGCAUAUUGGGAAGUACAUACAGGAAAAGCGCUCCACUUAGGUCCAGGAUUACCGCAUAUGGUUGAAACCUUGUUCGGUUGGACAUUCUCCGGUCCGACGUGCAUCGAUUCUUGCGGUACGACAGCCUGUCUCCUAUCGACCAAGGAAGAUAGUCUUGAUGUCACUCUCCGAAAAUUUUGGGAGAUCGAGACUAUCCCAACUCAAUCGACACAUUCCACUGAUGAGCGGACCUGCGAGGAACUGUACGAGAAAACUACCACCCGAAGCAACACUGGGCGAUACAUAGUUCGCCUACCCAAAACGAAUAAUCCAGAUAUCAUCUUGGGAGAUUCCCGAAGCAUCGCUGAACGUCGGUUUCUCAACUUAGAGCGCCGUUUAGAACGCAGCCCGGACGUCAAAACUGCAUACCAUCAAUUUAUGGCAGAUUAUGAGCGUCUAGGGCACAUGAAACGUCUUGAUGAACCAGUAGACAGCAGUAUGCUGCACUGCUUCUUGCCCCAUCACCCUGUUUUUAAGUCAUCCAGCACCACAACCAAAACAAGAGUGGUGUUUGACGCGUCGUGCAAGACAGCGUCUGGUCAUUCCCUAAAUGACUUACUUCUAGUCGGCCCAGUCGUGCAACAAGAUUUGUUGUCACUAAUUAUGAGAUUCCGGUCUCACACAGUCGCUUUGGUUGGCGACAUUGAAAAAAUGUAUCGUCAAAUACAACUCCAUGAGGACGAUCUGCCACUCCAACGGAUUCUUUGGAGGACAGGUCCGGAAGAUCCCAUAGCAUCGUAUCAACUCCAAACGGUAACCUUUGGCACCGCGUCUGCCCCAUACCUUGCCACCAAAACGCUACAAAGACUUGCUAAAGAUGCAGCCGAACGUUUCCCCGCUGCCGCCGGGCCCGUUACUGAUGACUUCUAUGUCGACGAUUUUUUGUCUGGAGCCUCAGACGUCAAGACAGCACUCCUACUUCGCCGCGAAGUCUUCGCAAUGCUCGAGUCAGCAGGACUCCCAAUCAAGAAGUGGGCAUCCAAUUCACUCGAGGUUCUCGAAGACAUUCCACCAGAAGACCAAGCAAUCCAGCCUUGGUACGAUCUCCAAGUUGAGCAGUCCGUCAGCACUCUCGGCUUAGUGUGGGAGCCCCGCUCCGAUUCUCUCGGUUUUAAAGUACAACUUCCCCUGCCUGCGGCCACUCUAACGAAGCGUACAAUCAUGUCGUACAUAGCACGAAUUUUCGACCCCUUAGGACUAGUGGGUCCGGCUGUUACCAAAGCAAAAAUCUUCAUGCAGCGCAUGUGGGCGCUGAAAACCUCCGAUGGCAAACGUUUUGAUUGGGACCAGCCUUUACCGCAAACCCUGCAGCUUGAGUGGAAAGAGUUCCACAAUACCAUCGACCUACUACGCCAAGUACGAGUUCCACGUUUUGUUGCAAUUCCGGACGCAAUCAGUAUUGAACUGCAUUUUUUCGCCGAUGCGUCAGAGAAGGCGUACGGCACCUGCUGUUUCGUUCCUGCUCAAUCAUCCCAACAAGUAACUGUUCAGCUCCUAACCUCCAAAUCAAAGGUGGCACCGCUCGCCGCACGUCAUACCAUCGCCCGGUUGGAGCUCUGUGCAGCUCAUCUAUCAACGCAGCUCUACAAGAAGGUGGCAGCUGCUCUCAAAUUUCCCUAUACAGCAUAUUUUUGGUCCGACUCCACAACAACCCUUCAAUGGAUUCGUUCGUUCCCCGGACGUUGGAAGACCUUCGUGGCGAAUUGGGUCACACACAUCCAGCUUUCAAGCCCAAUUGACAACUGGAAGCAUGUAGCAGGUAUUGAUAACCCGGCCGACGAUAUAUCCAGAGGUUUGAGCCCCGCCGAAAUCCUAAACAAAACACGUUGGUGGAAUGGACCACCAUGGCUUGCUCUACCUCCGGAAUCCUGGCCUGCUGGUGCACUUUCCAAUGUAGAACCACCCGAAUUAUCCCAAGAAAGCAGAAAGAUUCCGAUUGUCGUCAUGACCGCAACUCAAAUCAACUUUAACGAAAGACUGUUUUCCCGUUUCUCAUCAUAUUCCAAGCUUCGUAGGACUGUUGCUUACUGCCUGCGGUAUUGUCAGCUGUUGCGUGACCGGGCGAUUUUUCACCGCAGCAACCCAGCAACAUAUACACAGCUCAUCGCAAAGGGGACUACAAAUGCAGCCUUUCAAGCACUGACUACAGAUGAACUUCACUCAGCCGAAAGAAUCCUCUGUCGUCUGGCCCAGCACGAUUCGUUUCCCGAAGAGCACAGUGAUCUCGCUGCUGGUGAUUUCGUUUCCAAAACCAGUCCUCUUAAGUAG
Sabethes cyaneus is the source of this 3000-nucleotide messenger RNA. RefSeq lists its product as uncharacterized. The record is from RefSeq and is a predicted model, not a curated record. Lineage: Eukaryota; Metazoa; Arthropoda; Insecta; Diptera; Culicidae. Gene Ontology annotation, molecular function: zinc ion binding; nucleic acid binding. Bases 1 to 3000 code for a protein of 999 amino acids. The transcript has a single exon.